CGCAGAUGGAAGGGAAAAAGAAAGCGGAAGUCUGUAGGAAGACUCUAGAGUAAGGGCAAAGCGGCCGCGUUGAGGUUAAGGAAGUGACGUAAUUGCGUGAGACGGGGAGUGCAGGAGCUUUCCAGAAGCUUGAGAGAGGGGCCCGCAGCUGCACCCUGGUGUGUCAGUGAAUCUCCUACUUGUCUAAUCUCUGCUGCACAAUGGUGGAUUAUAGCGUGUGGGACCACAUUGAAGUUUCUGAUGAUGAAGAUGACACUCAUCCCAACAUUGAUACGGCCAGUCUCUUCCGAUGGCGUCACCAGGCCCGCGUGGAAAGAAUGGAGGAGUUCGACAAGGAGAAAGAGGAGUUAUCGAAAGCCGCCAAUGAUAGUAAGAAGAAGCUGGCGGAGUGUCAGAAAAAGCUGAAUGAGCUGGGCCUUAAAGAUGGAGCGCAAAGUGAGAUACAGAAGCUACAGUCAGACCUGUGUCAGCUGAAGAAAGAGCAAAAGGACUGGGAGAAGAAAGAGAACGAAUUGAGAAAGAAAGAGAAGACUAUGCCUUGGAAUGUAGACACUCUGAGCAAGGAGGGCUUUAGCAAGAGUGUAUUUAAUGUAAAACCUGAAAACAAGCAAGUAACAGAGGAGGAGAAAGAGCAAAAGCACAAAACCUUUGUCGAAAAGAAUGUCAAGCAGCUGAAGCACUUUGGUAUGCUCCACCGCUGGGAUGACAGUCAAAAAUAUUUAUCAGAUAACCCUCAUCUGGUGUGUGAAGAGACUGCCAACUACCUAGUCAUCUGGUGCAUUGAUUUAGAAGUGGAAGAGAAACACGCCCUUAUGGAACAAGUCGCCCAUCAGACUAUUGUUAUGCAGUUUGUUCUGGAACUGGCCAAGAGCUUGAAGGUGGAUCCCAGGGCCUGCUUCCGACAGUUCUUCACCAAAAUCAAGACUGCAGACCAGCAAUAUAUGGACGCCUUUAAUGAUGAAUUGGAAUCCUUCAAGGGCAGAGUUAGGGAGAGAGCCAAGGUUCGAAUAGAGAAGGCAAUGAAGGAGUACGAGGAGGAGGAACGGAAAAAGAGACUUGGUCCGGGAGGGCUGGAUCCUGUGGAGGUUUAUGAAUCUCUUCCACCUGAGCUUCAGAAUUGUUUUGAUACGAAAGACAUUCAGCUGUUACAGGAUACCAUCAGCAAAAUGGACCCUAAUGAAGCAAGAAUUUACAUGAAGCAGUGUAUUGACUCUGGACUUUGGGUUCCGAAUUCAAAGGCAGCAGAUGUUACAGAGUCUGAGGCUCCUGACUCAGAACCUGUAUAUGAAGCUGCUGACCAGCCGGAGACUUCGUAAGACGCCAGAAGUGGCCAAUGGCAUUAGGGAAGCUCCAGUUAAAAAUAGUUGGAAUUAGCUGGAUAUCUUCAGUGGGAUUAGAGCCCCAACAGAGCUAAUGGGCCACAAGAGAUCCCGCUAAUGCUAUUUAUCUCUCACCUUUUUUUUUUUUUUUUUUUUUUUUUUUAAUACAUGAACAUCAUAAGGAUUACGUACACAGAAGCAGCACCUAUGAAUUGUGCAUGAAUAGAUCAUUAAGAGGAUGGCACUCCUAGCCAACGACUAAUUCUGCUAGCCAAUGACAAAUUCUGGUUUGCUAAAUGUCAGUGGGAUUGGGGUGUAAUAUGGGCUUUUACUUAUUGGCAUUAUGAUUAGAUUACCACAAGCCUGCUUAUUGUCUGUUGGGUGUUCACUUGUGUUCUUUUUUCAUACGAAGGAAAGCCAGCAGCACAUUGACAUUAAGGGGGUUACUUAUUAAAGUCCGAAUGCCAAAAACCUGAAAAAUUCUACUUUUUGUACUAUCAAAUCCGAAUUUUAAGUGAAAAAAAAAAAACUCAAAUAUUUUGUGAUUUAUUAUACCCCAAGGAUGGAAAAUGUCAAAAUCUGAGAAUCCGGCAUCUCAGACCUGCUGAGGUUGUAUAUAAGCCAAUGGGAGAAGUCCCAAAGAUCUCCUGAUCUGUGCUGGGUUUUGUGCAAAAAUCUGAAGAUUUUGUGGAAUCUGAGUUUUCGGUCGGAGGAUCCGACAGAAUCUGAGUUUUCGGUCGGAGGAUCCGACAGAAUCUGAGUUUUCGGUCGGAGGAUCCGACAGAAAUUGUACUAUUGAAAUUUUCGUUUGGCUUUCACAAUUUUUUUUUUGUUUUAUCACGCACUCAAAUUUUUCAGGAAAAAACCUGCGUGGAUUUGGUCAGAGUAUAGUUCAAAAACAAAUGAGAGAAAUUCAGAUUUUGAUAAAUAACCCCCUAAUUGUGUCAUGUUAAACCUCACUGAAAACAAUGGCUUUUUAUUUUUCCUCCUUACCCUUUUAUUAUCAUGGCAUUUCAAAUUUGUAACAAAAUGUCAGUUUUCUGCUGAUUCCUGCUGCUAUGAACUGAUUAACUGAGGAGCCUCAGGCACCCAAUGAGGGAGAGAUUGUGUAUCCACCUUUGUUGGAAAGUGCAGUGAUCUUAUCAAUGUCUUUGUUUAGUCCCUUUAGUCUAUUAUGCUUCUGCAAUGGGGUUAAGCUGUGAUAGCACUGAAAUAAAAAUACAUUGACUUUUUCACA
Messenger RNA from Xenopus laevis (African clawed frog), 2556 nucleotides. It is a transcript of the gene cdc37.S, whose product is annotated as cell division cycle 37 S homeolog. Gene Ontology annotation, cellular component: cytoplasm. Gene Ontology annotation, biological process: protein stabilization; protein folding. Bases 201 to 1316 code for a protein of 371 amino acids. The transcript is spliced from 9 exons. The record is from RefSeq and is a predicted model, not a curated record. NCBI's taxonomy places the organism in Eukaryota, Metazoa, Chordata, Amphibia, Anura, Pipidae. Gene Ontology annotation, molecular function: protein kinase binding; heat shock protein binding; protein-folding chaperone binding.